CUUCAGUGCAAGUGGGGAGCUGGUGGGACCUUUGUCACUCUCUUCUCCCUUGUCAAUAACCCUUUUCUAUUGUCCUCCGUUAUUCCUGCAGACUGAGAGCCAGUCAGAGUGACCACAUGACGUCUGCGAAUUCCUUCCUCUCAGCCCCAAACUUCUGCCCUCUCAGCCCUUUGGAUCUGCAAACUUCUUUGGGGAUCCUCUGCUCUAUUCAUCCACCUAGAGGGGUCUUAUAGGGGUGUCAGUCAGAGUCAGGGCAAAGGUUGGGGCUGGGCAGAGUCCUGCUCAAGUUCCUGGUAAUACAAUGCCAGAGAAGUCCCUGCUCUUCUGGCCCCUCUCCAGCCUGUGGCUCAAAGUGGCUUCUGUGCCUUCAAGGAUGCUCCAGACCUUGUAUGAUUACUUCUGGUGGGAACGUCUGUGGCUGCCCGUGAACUUGACCUGGGCUGAUCUAGAAGACCGAGAUGGACGUGUCUAUGCCAAAGCCUCAGACCUCUAUAUCACGCUGCCCCUGGCCUUGCUCUUCCUCAUCAUUCGAUACUUCUUUGAGCUGUAUGUGGCUACACCACUGGCUGCCCUCUUGAACAUAAAGGAGAAAACUCGGCUUCGGGCACCUCCCAAUGCCAUCUUAGAACAUUUCUACCUGACCAGUGGCAAGCAGCCCAAGCAGGCGGAGGUAGAGCUUUUGUCCCGGCAGAGCGGGCUCUCUGGCCGCCAGGUGGAGCGUUGGUUCCGCCGCCGCCGCAACCAGGACCGGCCCAGUCUCCUCAAGAAGUUCCGAGAAGCCAGCUGGAGAUUCACAUUUUACCUGAUUGCCUUCAUUGCCGGCAUGGCCGUCAUUGUGGAUAAACCCUGGUUCUAUGACAUGAAGAAAGUUUGGGAGGGAUAUCCCAUACAGAGCACUAUCCCCUCGCAGUAUUGGUACUACAUGAUUGAACUUUCCUUCUACUGGUCCCUGCUCUUCAGCAUUGCCUCUGAUGUCAAGCGGAAGGAUUUCAAGGAGCAGAUCAUCCACCAUGUGGCCACCAUCAUCCUCAUCAGCUUUUCCUGGUUUGCCAAUUACAUCCGAGCUGGGACUCUCAUCAUGGCGCUGCAUGACUCUUCUGAUUACCUGCUAGAGUCGGCCAAGAUGUUUAACUAUGCGGGAUGGAAGAACACCUGCAACAACAUCUUCAUCGUCUUCGCCAUUGUUUUCAUCAUCACCCGACUGGUCAUCCUGCCUUUCUGGAUCCUGCACUGUACCCUGGUGUACCCACUGGAGCUCUAUCCUGCCUUCUUUGGCUAUUACUUCUUCAACUGCAUGAUGGGAGUUUUACAGCUGCUGCAUAUCUUCUGGGCCUACCUCAUUUUGCGCAUGGCCCACAAGUUCAUAACUGGAAAGCUGGUAGAAGAUGAACGCAGUGACCGGGAAGAAACAGAGAGCUCAGAGGGGGAGGAGGCUGCAGUCGGGGGAGGAGCAAAGAGCCGGCCCCUAGCCAAUGGCCACCCUGUCCUCAGUAACAACCAUCGUAAGAAUGACUGAACCAUUAUUCCAGCUGCCUCCCAGAUUAAUGCAUAAAGCCAAGGAACUAUCCCCACUCCCCACUAUAGGGUCACUUUAAGCUCUGGGGAAAAAGGAGAAAGCGAGGAGGGUUCUCCACAUCCUCCCUCCUUGUCACCCAGUUGCCUUUAAACCAAAUUCUAACCAGUCUAUCCCUAGGUAGGGGGAGGCUGGUUAUAUUCUUUCUUAGAGGGGGAUGGCUGAAUUUUCCUCUCUAUCCUCCAAGUCAUCCUUUCGACUGCUUUUGAGGUCCUCCCUCAGCUCUCGGGGGUAGGGGUUACAACUCACAUUCCUUAUUCUGAGAAUCUGGCCCUAGCUGUUUGCCUUUGACUCCCUGACCUCCAGAGCCAGGGUUGUGCCUUACUGUCCCAUCUGUGGGCCUCAUUCUGCCAAAGCUGGACCAAGGCUUACCUUUCUAAGCUCCCUAACUCGGGCCAGAAACCAAAGCUGAGCUGACUUUUUUUUCCCUCUAUGACACAAAUGAAUUGAGGGUGUAGGAGGGUGCACAUGACCCUUACCCUACCUCUGCCAAAAAGUGGGGGUUCUACUGGGGACUGCUUGGAUGAUCGUUCUUUGUGCUACUUCUUUCAGCUGUCCCUGUAGCCACAGGUUCAAGAUUUCACUGCCUCCUCCUUUCUCUGGCCUCUUCCCCUUCCCUCUUCUCUUCAGCUAGGCUAGCUGGUUUGGAGUAGAAUGGCAACUAAUUCUAAUUUUUAUUUAUUAAAUAUUUGGUUUUGGUUUUUAAAGCCAGAAUUACAGCUAGCACCUAGCAUUUCAGCAGAGGGACCAUUUUAGACCAAAAUGUACUGUUAAUAGGUUUUUUUUUAAUUAAAAGAUUAAAUAAAAAAGAUUAAAUAAAACACGGCAACAAGUGUCAGACUAUUAGGAAUUGAGAAGGGGGAUCAACUAAAUAAACGAAAAUAGUCUUUCUUA
Callithrix jacchus (white-tufted-ear marmoset) is the source of this 2467-nucleotide messenger RNA. Lineage: Eukaryota; Metazoa; Chordata; Mammalia; Primates; Cebidae. The record is from RefSeq and is a predicted model, not a curated record.